GUAAAGAGGUGGGCGGUGGAGCAGAACCGCUGUGCUGGGGUGGUGGGCACCGAGGUCCGAGUCCGGGGCACGGGAGGCGUCGCCGCUGCUCCGAAGAGGACAGGGAGUGAAAUUAUGUAGCCUUUUAAGAGACUCUCUUUGCCCCAUCUGAAGUCCAUAUGGCUCUGUACGAUGAAGAUCUCCUGAAAAAUCCUUUCUAUUUGGCUCUUCAAAAGUGGCGUCCUGACUUAUGCAGCAAGGUGGCCCAAACCCAUGGCAUUGUCCUGGUGCCCUGCAAGGGAAGCUUGUCGAGCAGCGUUCAGUCCACUUGUCAGUUUGAGUCCUACAUUUUGAUCCCCGUGGAAGAACACUUCCAGACCUUAAAUGGAAAGGAUGUCUUUAUACAAGGAAACAGGAUUAAAUUAGGAGCUGGUUUCGCCUAUCUUCUCUCAGUGCCCAUUCUCUUUGAAGAAACUUUCUACAAUGAAAAAGAAGAAAGUUUCAGCAUACUGUGUAUAGCCCAUCCUUUGGAAAAGAGAGAGAGUUCAGAAGAGCCUUCAACAUCUUCAGAUCCAUUUACCCUGAAAACCAUCGAAGAUGUGAGAGAGUUUUUGGGAAGACAUGCAGAGAGAUUUGACAGGAGCAUUGCUUCUUUCCAGCGAACAUUCAGAGAAUGUGAAAGAAAGAGCCUCCGUCAACACAUAGACUCGGUGAAUGCUCUCUACACCAAAUGCCUCCAGCAGCUUCUGAGGGACUCUCACCUGAAAAUGCUUGCCAAGCAGGAGGCCCAGAUGAACCUGCUAAAGCAGGCAGUGGAGAUUCCACAGAUGUACGUCCAGCACGAUAUUUAUGAUCUGAUCUUUAAAUAUGUGGGGACCAUGGAGGCAAGCGAGGACGCUGCCUUUAACAAAAUCACAAGAAGCCUUCAGGAUCUUCAGCAGAAGGACAUUGGUGUGAAACCUGAGUGUAGCUUCAACAUACCUCGUGCAAAGAGAGAGCUGGCCCAGCUGAACAAAUGCACCUCCCCACAGCAGAAGCUGAUUUGUUUGCGAAAGGUGGUGCAGCUCAUAACCCAGUCUCCCAGCCAGAGAGUUAACUUGGAGACCAUGUGUGCUGAUGAUCUGCUCUCGGUCCUGUUGUAUUUGCUUGUGAAAACAGAGAUCCCCAACUGGAUGGCAAAUUUGAGUUACAUCAAAAACUUCAGAUUCAGCAGCUCAGCAAAAGAUGAAUUGGGGUACUGCCUGACUUCGAUUGAGGCUGCGAUCGAAUAUAUUCGUCAAGGAAGCCUCUCCGUUAAGCCGCCUGAGUCUGAGGGAUUUGGUGACCGACUGUUCCUGAAGCAGAGAAUGAGCCUACUGUCUCAGAUGACUUCAACUCCCAUUGAUUGUCUGUUUAAGCACAUAGCGGCGGGUAACCAGAAAGAAGUGGAGAGACUUUUGAGCCAAGAUGACCAAGAUAAAGAUGCCGUCCAAAGGAUGUGUCACCCUCUGUGCUUCUGUGAUGACUGUGAGAAACUUGUCUCCGGGAGGCUGAAUGAUCCCUCCAUUGUCACUCCAUUUUCCAGAGAUGACAGGGGUCACACACCGCUCCAUGUGGCCGCCCUCUGUGGGCAGGCAUCCCUCAUUGACCUCCUGGUUUCCAGAGGCGCGGUGGUGAAUGCCACGGACUAUCACGGCUCCGCCCCCCUGCAUCUCGCCUGCCAGAAGGGCUAUCAGAGUGUCACGCUGCUGCUCCUGCACUACAAAGCCAGCCCCGAGGUGCAGGACAACAACGGCAACACGCCUCUCCACCUGGCGUGCGCCUACGGCCACGAAGACUGUGUGAAGGCCUUGGUCUACUACGACGUGCAGGCGUGCAGACUAGACAUCGGUAACGAGAAGGGGGACACGCCACUACACAUAGCUGCACGGUGGGGCUACCAAGGCAUCAUAGAGACGCUGUUACAAAACGGAGCAUCCACGGACAUCCAGAACAGGCUGAAAGAAACACCGCUCAAGUGUGCACUGAACUCAAAGAUUCUGUCAAUAAUGGAAGCCCAUCAUCUGACCUUGGAAAGAAGGAGGAAGUCUUCAGAGGUCCCCGUGCAGCCCCCUCAGCACCCUGUGGACUCCAUCAGCCAGGCCUCCUCCACCUCCAGCUUCUCCUCUGCGUUGGUGAGCUCCAGACAGGAGGAGCCCAAGAAGGACUACAGAGAGGUAGAAAAACUCUUAAGAGCGGUUGCUGACGGAGAUCUGGAAAUGGUGCGCUACCUUCUGGAGUGGACCGAGGAGGACCUGGAUGAGCUGGAAGGUGCCAUCAGCAUAGACAGUAUUGAAUUUUGUCACCCCCUGUGCCAGUGCCCAAAAUGUGCUCCAGCUCAAAAGAAGCUGGCAAAGAUCCCUGCCAGUGGACUUGGUGUGAAUGUGACCAACCAGGACGGCUCCUCCCCACUUCAUGUUGCAGCUCUGCAUGGGCGGGCAGAGCUCGUCCCCCUCCUGUUGAAACAUGGUGCCAGUGUGGGGGCCAGAAAUGCGAACCAAGCUGUCCCGCUCCACCUGGCCUGCCAGAAGGGCCACUUCCAGGUGGUGAGGUAUCUAUUGGAUUGUAACGCAAAACCCAAUAAAAAGGAUAUAGGUGGAAACACACCCCUCAUUUACGCUUGUUCCAGUGGCCACCACGAAGUCGCGGCACUGCUGUUACAGCACGGGGCCUCCAUUAACGUCUCUAACAAUAAGGGUAACACAGCACUGCACGAGGCCGUGAUAGAGAAGCACGUCUUCGUGGUGGAGCUGCUGCUGCUUCACGGGGCAUCAGUGCAGGUCUUGAACAAGAGGCAGUGCACCGCCAUGGACUGUGCUGAGCAGAAUUCAAAAAUAAUGGAAUUACUUCAGGUAGUACCAAACUGCAUGGCCUCAGCAGAUGAUGUUGGCGAAGCAGACCACAAGGAGUACGUGACUGUUAAGAUCAGGAAGAAAUGGAACUCAAAAAUGUACGAUCUACCCGAUGAGCCUUUUACAAGACAGUUUUACUUUGUCCACUCGGGUGGUCAGUUUAAGGGAAGGACUUCAAAGGAGAUUAUGGCAAGAGAUAGGAGUGUCCCUAGUUUUACUGAAGACUCUUUGCAUGAGGGAUGUCAGAGCCAAAAUGAUGCCCAGAAAGUACCAAGCACGUUGGGUGACAAGCAGCACCCAAGAGCGCUGUUCUUGUGUGGUUCUUGUUUAAACUGCAGUGCAAGUGAACUGCUUGAAUUGUACCAUUUCUUCAGCCAGGGAGGCAAAGAGUCACAGGGAGACGGGACAACCUGCCAGACCACAGCAGAUCUGAGAGUGCGGACAGAGGGCACGGCAAUCAGCCCGAGGGGCCUGGACCGAGACAAAGUGUUCCUUCAAACAGGCGGAGGCUGCGCAGACACACAGUCGAGGACGCAGUCGUACCCACGGGCCCAGGGACAGCUGGCAACCCAGCCACUUCUAAGGUCACGUCCCAGUCUUAGCAGUGAUAAGCGGUUAUUGUGUUGCUGCCAGGAGAGUCCUCGGCAAGGAGGCGCCAAGCAGGAACACAGCUGAGAACUGAAAUGUACUUUCUGUUGGAUUUGCAAGAAAAGCGGAAAGUUCCUGAAAGCUAGCUGUUCUGUGGCUGAGGGAAGGAAUGCGACCAAGAAAACGAUCCUCUCUUUCCUCCCCAAAGCUAGUGCGUACGCUGGAAAAGGAGUGCACACCGAUUCCGGCCGUGUCCAGAUCCGUAAGAGCAGGCGUAGGUUUCUUCUGAAGCAGCGGGCGCUCCCUGACUACCAUGCAGAGUUUCAUGACCAGAUCGCGACCUCCUCCUGACGAAAGGUGCUAGCAUCUGUGAUGUGGACAAAUAAGCAAACCACAGGCUGAAAAAAUUUCUUCAUUUGGGAUCCACUGAAGAGAAGCAGUUAGGUUUCAUGAUACCGUGGAGGCAGGCAGAAGCGACACAUGGGAACGAGGAAAAGAGGACUGGGAAGUGUUCCUUUGCAAAGCAGCACUUGAACCCAAAGAUGCCUACAUGCUGUUGUGAUGUUCAUUUUCAUGGAAAGGACAUUUAGGAUCUAUUCUACACUAUGUAUGUGGGAAAAGUUGGGUAUAAUUUUUCUUCCAACAAAGUACAGAUAUUUGAUCACUGCACCUACGCACCUAUAUCAGCGUCUCUCGAGACACAGCCCCUUCCGUUAAAAAACCUCCCUUUGUUGUCAUACCUGAUGGAUGGUUAUGAACAAGAGAGAUUUGGCACAUCUUUUCUUAGUCUUUUGAUUCCGAUUCAAAACUUACAGCACAAACCAGGUCAGAGUUACUUUCAGUUAGAAUUUAUUGCCAUUUAUUCCUUUUUAUAAAUUUCUAUAGAUUUUACUCUUAUUUUUUUAUGUUACUAAUUGGUCUACAGCUGCAAACAUGGGUUUGUCCUGAGUACAUUUUCAAAUAACUUUGUAAUACGGAAAUGGUUUUGUGCACGUUCUUGGAAAUACUUGCUUAUGUAUAGAAGGGAGGGGCUGAUUAUUUUUCUACAAAGUAAUUUAUGAUUUCUAAUUUUCUAAUGUGCCUUGGAUAUGUGCCAAAUGAUGGGAAAGAAGCAGUAAACUUUAUGAUUCUUGAG
Molecule: messenger RNA, 4572 nt
Organism: Lontra canadensis (Northern American river otter)
Lineage: Eukaryota; Metazoa; Chordata; Mammalia; Carnivora; Mustelidae
Gene: ANKRD27
Product: ankyrin repeat domain 27
Exons: 29
Coding region: 159-3524 (1121 amino acids)
Biological process (GO): early endosome to late endosome transport; neuron projection morphogenesis
Cellular component (GO): plasma membrane; late endosome; transport vesicle
Molecular function (GO): guanyl-nucleotide exchange factor activity; SNARE binding
Source: RefSeq, a predicted model, not a curated record